Sinocyclocheilus rhinocerous is the source of this 1578-nucleotide messenger RNA. RefSeq names its product thrombopoietin receptor-like. Gene Ontology annotation, molecular function: cytokine receptor activity; protein binding. The coding region runs from base 1 to 798 and encodes 265 amino acids. Gene Ontology annotation, biological process: cytokine-mediated signaling pathway. Gene Ontology annotation, cellular component: external side of plasma membrane. Lineage: Eukaryota; Metazoa; Chordata; Actinopteri; Cypriniformes; Cyprinidae. The transcript has 5 exons. The record is from RefSeq and is a predicted model, not a curated record.
AUGCCAAAUGAUUUUACAACACCCAGUUCCAAGACCAGCACUUGUCUGGAUGUACAUAGAGGGAGUCAAUACACUAUCCAAGUCCGAGCCCAACCCAAUGGAACGGUGUACAGUGGAGACUGGAGUGACUGGUCGAAACCUUUUACCGCCCUCUUACCUUUAGGCAAAGAGUGGAUCUUCAUUGUCUGUAUACCAGUGGCUCUGCUCAUCAUUGCUUCUGCAACGAUCACUUUCUUCUCCAGAUACUUCCGGAAGGUCAAGAAGUCCUUGUGGCCAUCAGUCCCAAACCUUAACAAGGUGCUAGAAAGCUUCCUGACCGAUAUCAGUGGAUCACAUUGGGAGCCAACCUUCAACAUCAAGCAAUGUGACGAUGACGCUGCUACAUCAGUAUUGGAGAUUCUGCCCGAGAAAGAAACUUCAGUAAAAUCCUGUAAGAAGUCCACCUGUCAUACACUCCCUGAUCGUGGCUUCUCAGCUGGUGUAAAAAAUAGAGAGAAUUUUAGAGAGGAUUUGGAGAUGGCUCAAGAUUAUGUCGUUUUGAAUAACGAUAUAAUCCCAUGCUUUACGGGGAAUGACUAUGUGUACGGGGAUACCGCUUUAUCUCAUCUGGCUAGUGAAAAACUACACUGUUGCCCCAGUACCUGUUCCACCACCUUCCCAGAAUGCACCACUAAUAUUCUCAACCAUUCCUAUCUCCUUCUGGCAGAAAAGUCUGAUCUUGAAGAGUAUCACACAGCCUGUCGCCGGUAUACCAAUAUGGAGAUCACAUCAAUAGCAUAUGAUGCAAGCGGAGAGUGAUGUAUAAUUUGUUAUUAAGCAAGCUCAUAAGCAUGUAUAUAUUAGGUUUUGGGUGAAACCUUACUCACAAAUUCAAAGAUUCUGUGGAAUAAGAGAAGAGGCCUGUGAGACCUUAAGGAACAGACAAGGUUCACCAUAAAAAGUACUUAUGCCAGUCUUCGUAGCUAUGAAGUCAAGUGUGUUAAGAGGAGAUUGUUCAAUGCAUGAACCUUAAUCAUCAGUAAGAAGGAACUGCACUUACGUUUCAUCAUACCACAAACCAGAAGAUUCAGGACAUCAACAAUAACUAGACAUGCCAAAUGUCAGAUCACAUGGCUUGCAAAAGCCCUUAGAAGAUUAUAUGAAAGCAUAAUAUGGAUCAUAUAAACAUAAUUUUCUGGAAAGUUCUGGGUUAAAUACGACUUCAGUUUACAAAUAGAAAACAACAAUCAGUGGCAUGUUGUCAAAGAUCAACUUGCUCUCAGUUUGCAAACUCAAAUAUGUGCAUUAAUGGAUGUCUGUGGGGUAAUUUGAGGCUUCAAAAAAUGUGAAGUUUGUAUUCUUUCUAGAAGCUUUUAGAUUCUUCAGUGAAAUAUUUGAUAUUUAAGCUUUAAAGUUGUGAGUACUUUUAUAGAUAGAUGAACAUCAUGGUUGUGAAGUAGAAAUGAUUUUUCUGGGUGUUUAAAUGGACAUCAUGCAAAUGUUAACGGGUUUAUAUGGUAAAGUUAACUGUUGCACUUUGCACAGACAAAGUUGGUAAACAAAUCUAUCACAUGCAGUCUCAUGAUGUGUAAAUGAUAU